AAACCCGAAACCUGAUUAAAAACAAGAAACCUUGGUUACACUUUCACACACUCCUACUACUCCCCCAAAUCUUCUCUCAAAUCAAACUCACUCACUCUAAUUCCAGAUUCAAUCUCACUUCACUACACGUAACUUCAAAUCAUCAUCAUUCACAACCACCAAUCCAUCACUAUCCAUUACUAAACUUUCACAAACCCUAAAUCAAUGACCACACUUUAAUAACCUAAUUCAGUGCCAGCAUUCGUAACCCUAGCUAUGGCGAAACCAUCAACAGGAUUUUCAACAUUCUUGUUCCACAAGAAACGGUGGCUGCUGUUACUGUUAGCUAUGCUGUCGGUUUCUACGGCCGUUGCGUUUAUAAUUAGGGCUGCCUAUGAUUCGUCGUGUGAUCGCCAGCAUUUUGAUGUAGGUAAUCGGAUCCAGAAGCCGGAGAAGGUGAAGGAGACGACGUCGUCUCAGAUCGGAGUGGUUACCAGUCCCAGUCCACUCAGUUUCAUGAAGUCUAAACUUGUGCUUCUUGUUUCACAUGAACUCUCUCUUUCUGGUGGUCCGUUGCUUUUGAUGGAACUAGCGUUUUUACUACGUGGUGUCGGUGCUGAAGUUUGUUGGAUAACGAAUCAAAAACCGUCUGGAACAGAUGAAGUUGUAUACAAUUUGGAGAACAAGAUGUUGGACCGUGGAGUGCAGGUUUUCUCUGCUAAAGGUCAAGAGGCUAUAAACACAGCUCUAAAAGCUGAUUUGGUAAUUUUAAACACUGCUGUUGCCGGAAAAUGGCUUGAUGCUGUUUUAGCCAAAAAUGUUCCACGAGUACUGCCGAAGGUUUUAUGGUGGAUUCAUGAAAUGCGUGGCCAUUAUUUUAAAUUAGAUUAUGUUAAACACCUGCCGUAUGUUGCUGGCUCUAUGAUUGAUUCGCAUGUAACAGCUGAAUAUUGGGAGAACAGGACUCAAGAACGCUUAAAAAUUAAAAUGCCGAAGACGUAUGUUGUUCACCUUGGUAACAGUAAAGAACUUAUGGAUGUUGCUGAAGAUAACGUGGCCAAAAGGGUUUUGAGAGAACAUGUUAGGGAGUCGCUUGGCGUAAGGAAUGAUGACAUACUAUUUGCUGCUAUAAAUAGUGUGUCGCGAGGAAAAGGUCAAGAUUUAUUUUUACGGUCAUUUUACGAGAGCUUACAACUGAUAAAAGAUAAAAAGCUACAAGUGCCAUCAAUACAUGCAGUAAUUGUGGGGAGUGAUAUGAGCGUGCAGACAAAAUUUGAGACAGAACUUAGGGAUUUUGUAGCACAGAAAAAGAUCCAGCAUCGUGUUCAUUUCGUGAAUAAAACUCUUACCGUAGCCCCGUAUCUAGCCGCAAUCGAUGUUCUAGUCCAAAACUCUCAGGGUCGAGGAGAAUGUUUUGGAAGGAUAACAAUCGAAGCUAUGGCGUUUCAGCUUCCUGUACUGGGAACAUCAGCAGGAGGGACUGCAGAGAUUGUGGUGAACGGGUCAACCGGGUUUCUGCAUCCAGCAGGGAAAGAAGGGGUGAGUCCGCUUGCCACGAACAUUGUCAAACUUGCUACACAUGUUGAAAAGCGGCUAACCAUGGGAAAAAGAGGAUACGAGCGGGUCAAACAGAUGUUUCUAGAACGACACAUGGCUGAUAGAAUUGCUUCUGUUUUAAAGGAUGUAUUGCACACAGCAAAUGCCCGACAAUAAUUUAAACAUGUGUUGAAAUUCAAAAAGGGAUUUUGUAUAUUGGAAAACAGUAUAGUGAACAUUAUUGUCAUCUCCAUGAGUUUAAAUGUUUUAUGUUCAUUAGGGGGUGUUUGGGAUU
Molecule: messenger RNA, 1810 nt
Organism: Helianthus annuus (common sunflower)
Lineage: Eukaryota; Viridiplantae; Streptophyta; Magnoliopsida; Asterales; Asteraceae
Exons: 7
Coding region: 256-1692 (478 amino acids)
Molecular function (GO): glycosyltransferase activity
Source: RefSeq, a predicted model, not a curated record